Molecule: messenger RNA, 1978 nt
Organism: Solanum verrucosum
Lineage: Eukaryota; Viridiplantae; Streptophyta; Magnoliopsida; Solanales; Solanaceae
Product: cyclin-A2-4-like
Exons: 13
Coding region: 232-1641 (469 amino acids)
Biological process (GO): regulation of cyclin-dependent protein serine/threonine kinase activity; mitotic cell cycle phase transition
Cellular component (GO): cyclin-dependent protein kinase holoenzyme complex; cytoplasm; nucleus
Molecular function (GO): cyclin-dependent protein serine/threonine kinase regulator activity
Source: RefSeq, a predicted model, not a curated record
UAAAGAAUUACUCCCUAAUUGAAUUUCUUUUUUUAUCAUUUUUAACCUUCCUUCAAUUUUCUUGAAUUUGAACUUUGAACUCAAUAUCCCGCCUCUCUUCCAUCUCAAUCUCCAUUUUCUUUCAUCAAGAUCCUGUCUUGAUCACAUUCUUGAAUGUUCUUGUAGCUGUUGAAUGCAGAAACAAGGUAAAUGAGGGGGUUCAACUAAAAGUAAAUUGACUAGCUUAAUUCCAUGCCCCCCACACUCACUAUGAAGAGAGAAAAUUCAGUAAUCUCAGCUGCAAUUGAGCCCAUGGUUCGAGUUACAAGAUCUCGAGCUGCUGUCCCUGAAAAAUCCAUGGUUGCUAGCACUGCAGAACUGCCAAAGCAGCGGGGCCAGAAACGUGCUCUGCAGAUAAGUUCUAACCCGGCAAUCCUCAGGGUGAGGAACAAGAAUGUUCCACUUACUUCCUGUGUGGAGCAGAAAUGCCGGCCAGUGCUUAAGGAUGUCACAAAUCUACGUUGCAACACUUCAAAUGGAGAUUGCCUCAAUGCUGUGAAAGUCCCAAAGAAGAAGAAGAUCAUGCGGGUUGGAAACAGCUCAAUGAAUGUGUCUAAAGUGACCACUUCUGUUGACCCUGAAGUCUAUCAAUUUCCAACCAAGUUACCACCAAGGAGUAGCCUUAAUCAAAGUUGCUCAGACAGAAAGUCCCAUGAACAACAAGGAAAUCCAGUAGAAAUCAAAGGUUUUCCAAGAAAAGGCAUGGUUGGGAAAGCUGUUCGUGAUGCAGCACCAUCAACAUCAACAAAGUUGGACUUCAUAGACAUUGAUUCUGAUAAAAAAGAUCCACUACAAUGCAGUCAAUAUGCUCAUGAUAUAUAUAACAAUUUACGGGUUGCAGAGAUAAUUAGAAGGCCGCAAUCAAAUUUCAUGGAAACACUCCAGCGAGAUAUCACAGAAAGUAUGCGUGCAAUCCUUGUCGACUGGAUUGUGGAGGUGUCAGAGGAAUAUAAGUUGGUGCCAGAUACACUCUACCUUGCUGUUCACUUUAUCGAUCUAUUUCUCUCUCAAAACUAUGUGGAAAGGAAAAACCUGCAGCUCCUUGGAAUCACUUGCAUGCUAGUUGCCUCGAAAUAUGAAGAGAUGUGUGGUCCACGUGUUGAGGAGUUCUGUUUCAUCAGUGAUAAUGCUUACACGAAAAAUGAGGUCCUGGCAAUGGAGAUUCUUGUUCUGAACUUUCUAGGUUUCCGACUCUCAACUCCAACUGCAAAGACCUUUCUCAGGAGAUUUGUAAGAGCAGCACAAGCUUCUUACAAGAAUCCCAAUCUGGAGCUAGAGUUCUUGGCUAAUUAUCUCACCGAACUGACAUUGCUUGAAUAUGGCUUCUUGAAAUUCACCCCAUCUUCUAUUGCUGCAUCAUCUGUAUUCCUUGCAAGAUGGACACUAGAUCAGUCAAGCCACCCAUGGAGUCCAACACUGGAGCACUAUACCUAUUACAAGGCUCAAGAUCUGAAAACCACAGUUCUUGCACUACAAGGUCUACAGUUGAAUACAAAUAACUGCCUUCUAAACGUCAUACGUGCUAAAUACCGACAAGAUGAGUUCAAGUCAGUCGCGUGUUUGUCUUCGCCAAAGCUACUUGAGACACUGUUUCAGACAUGAAAUUUGAAGAUAUAAGACUAACCAAAUGGAGCAGCAAUGCUGAAGCAGAUGACAUAUUCUAUAAAGGGGCUUUUUUGCAACUUGGCUCCUCCCUAGGCUUUUUUUAUGAGAGUAACUGAUUCAAAUUCACAUUAUAUUGAGUGUUCCUUUUGUUCACUCUUCUGCUGUAAAGGAUUUGACAUACUAGGAAUAUACUUAAACUUAGCAAGUUUAGCAGUAAAAAAUGAGCAACUUUCUCAGUUGUAAUUCAAGAAAAUCAUGCAGGUAAUUUUGUACAUGCUAUUUUUUUCAACUCUGUUACCUUUGCCAGCUUUUGUAAUUUAGAAUGAUUUGUCUU